AUGGCCUCCAGUGACAUGGCAAUGGGAAUGAUCUUCUUAUCUCAGACCGUGGUUGGGUUGCUGGGUAAUUUUUUCCUCCUUUACCAUUAUAGUGUUCUUUAUUUCACCAGAGCCACACUGAGGUCCACGGACUUCGUGGUCAAGCACUUGACUGUAGCCAACAUUUUGAUCUUUCUCUCUAAAGGGAUUCUGCAGACACUUUCUGCUUUGGGGGUCAACUAUUUCCUUGGUAAUAUUGGAUGCCAACUGUAUGUCCACAGAGUGAGCAGGGGUGUGUCUAUUGGCAGCACCUGCCGCUUGAGUAUCUUCCAGGCCUUCACCAUCAGCCCCAGAAAUUCCAGGUGGGCAGAGCUGAAACUACACACUUCUCAAUACGUUGGACUGUCCCACUCCCUGAUCCUGUGCUGGGUGGUAAACAUGCUGGUGAAUAUCAUCAUUCCCAUGCAUAUAACUGGGAAGUGGAAUGGCAAAAACCACACGACACAAAUGGAUUUUUUAUACUGUUCUUGGGUAGAUAAUAACAGAGUUCCACAGUUAUUGGUUAUCAUAUUGCUGUCAUCCUAUGAUGUUCUGUGUUUGGGACUCAUGAUCUGGGCCAGUGGCUCCAUGGUUUUCAUCCUGUACAGACACAGGCAGCAGGUCCAGCACAUUCACAGAACCAAUCUGUCCUCUGAGUCCAGAGUCAUUGAAACCAUCCUUGUCCUUGUGAGCACCUUCGUAUUGUUUUACACCCUCUCCUACCUAUUUUCACUGUACAUUGUUCCUUCUUAUAAUCCAAGUAAGUGGCUAGUGAACAUCUCUGCACUAAUCACUGCUUGUUUUCCUACAGUCAGCCCCUUUGUUCUCAUUAGCCGAGACCCCAGAAUACCCAAGCCCAGCUCUGCUUGCUGUGAAGAGAACACACAGCUCCCCAAGUUGGUCAAAUAA
Tupaia belangeri chinensis (Chinese tree shrew) is the source of this 927-nucleotide messenger RNA. RefSeq names its product vomeronasal type-1 receptor 3-like. Gene Ontology annotation, molecular function: pheromone receptor activity. The record is from RefSeq and is a predicted model, not a curated record. Lineage: Eukaryota; Metazoa; Chordata; Mammalia; Scandentia; Tupaiidae. Gene Ontology annotation, cellular component: membrane. Gene Ontology annotation, biological process: G protein-coupled receptor signaling pathway.